Molecule: messenger RNA, 1239 nt
Organism: Raphanus sativus (radish)
Lineage: Eukaryota; Viridiplantae; Streptophyta; Magnoliopsida; Brassicales; Brassicaceae
Product: F-box protein At3g07870-like
Exons: 1
Coding region: 1-1239 (412 amino acids)
Molecular function (GO): protein binding
Source: RefSeq, a predicted model, not a curated record
AUGGCCAUUGUAGCAAGUGACCUUGUUGUUACGGAGAUCAUGUCCCGCGUCCCAGGUAAAUCCCUAGCCAGAUUCCGUUCAGUCUCAAAACAAUUUAGGUCUCUCCUCUCGGAUCCUUAUUUCCUCCGCCUCCAUCACAGCCGUUCACGUGAUUCCCUUUUUACUCUAAAGGCAUGCCAGAAAAUCAAGGUAGUUUCGGCAGUGGCCGCAUUAAAUGAUCCGAGAAAUUUAUGGACAAUAAGAUACAAUUUUCAAGUGACAAACAAGGGCCUCCUCGUCCAUGAUUUCACGUUAGACUUUAUUGGCCUUCGAAUCAAAUUGCUAAGUUGUCAACACCAGCUCUUAUGCGUUGCUUGUUCAACUGGGAUUCAUCUUUACGACCCCUUGAACAACGUGUUGAAGAAACUACCGGACUCUCCUUCGUCUCCAUGGUGUUUCAACAGAUCCCACCAAGAAUGUGUCGUCUCCUUUGGAUUUGUUGACGCCGCGAUGCAGUACAAAGUCGUCAAGUGGCCUCACGACUUGGAUGAAAACCGUACAAGAAGGUUGCCGAAUGGCAUCGUCACGACUUGGAAGAAAGUCAAUCAGCUCAAAUUUGAGAUAUUAAACAUAGAUAUUAAUGUGGAAGAUGGUGGUCGUCUUAUAGUAUCCCCUUGGAGAAUGCUGAAGAUGCAGUGUCCCUAUCUACUACAACUCUCUUCUCAGGUUCAUGUCAAUGGAUUCAUCUACUGGAUCACUGCUGAUUUUCAGAUCGUUUCUUUCUCUCUACAAGACGAGACUUUCUCAACACUAAACUCUAAGCCUUCAUGCUUCCACCUUGACACACAAGGAUCACAAAAAUCUAGAUUUUUCACCUUAUGUGGAAGCCGUGGAAACUUAUGGAUGGUAGAUUUUGAUGUCUCAUCUCAAAUCAUGGAGAUCUGGAAGAUGGAAGAAAGUGGAUGGGCCAAGAUUCACAAGAUCGACCUUGGAGGAACCCGUCCAAACAAGAAUGGUAAAGUGCAGAUGCUAGAUAUUCUGUCAGACCAAGUUUUGUUCGAACUACCAUCGACAGGGCAGUUGAUACGCUAUCACGCCAAGACAAAUACCCUUGAUAACAAUGAAAUAUACACCGACUAUCAGCUAUGUCACUUCACCGAUGGACCUUUGUCUCUACACAACAUUGAUAUGUCUGAUUCUUCUCCGCAUUCCUCUAGAUAUCUUAAUUUCGAGUCUUUCUUAGAUACACAGCCCCGAUAG